Messenger RNA from Beauveria bassiana ARSEF 2860, 1650 nucleotides. Its product is annotated as UV-endonuclease UvdE. The record is from RefSeq and is a predicted model, not a curated record. Lineage: Eukaryota; Fungi; Ascomycota; Sordariomycetes; Hypocreales; Cordycipitaceae. Gene Ontology annotation, cellular component: mitochondrion; nucleus. Gene Ontology annotation, biological process: nucleotide-excision repair; response to UV; mitochondrial DNA repair. The transcript has 2 exons. The coding region runs from base 1 to 1650 and encodes 549 amino acids. Gene Ontology annotation, molecular function: endonuclease activity.
AUGGCACCAAAGCGAAAGACGGCUGUCGUGGAAAUGGUCGCCGUUGACGUUGAGGCGGCGACGUUGUCGCGCCGCAAGCUCCCGCGUCGAUCUACCCAGCAAGUAAAGGAGGAAUCCAUCGAGCCUUUACCGGAGAUUAAAUCAGAAGUCAAGAUUGUCGAGAAGCGCACGAGAACACGCACCACAUCAAAGCCACAAGCGAAGCCAGAAGCGAGGCCACAAGCAAAGACGCAAACCCCAGACGUCAAAGUAGAGGACGACGAGGCAGAAAACGACGAUGAAGCCGUCGCCGUUGAGAGAGGCGCCAGACGCGCUCCGCCCGUCAACAGCGACAUUUUGCCACUGCCAUGGUCCGGACGGUUAGGCUAUGCUUGUUUGAAUACAUAUCUCCGAACAGCCAAUCCACCAGUCUUUUCAUCACGAACAUGUCGCAUAGCAUCGAUCCUAGAACAUCGGCAUCCGCUCCUCGACCCGUCACAGCCAGAGCACCCCACCAAGAACAGGCCCGACAAGUCGAAGCCGGCCGACGUCUCGCGCGGCCUCGCGUUUGUGCAGGAUCUGGGACUCGCCAACGCCCGCGACAUUGCCAAGAUGCUGCGCUGGAACGACAAGUACGGCAUCAAGUUUCUGCGCCUGAGCAGCGAAAUGUUUCCGUUUGCGAGCCACGCCGAGUACGGGUACAAGCUGGCGCCCUUUGCGGCCGACGCGCUCGCCGAGGCAGGCCGGGUGGCGGCGGAGCUAGGACACCGUCUGACGACGCACCCGGGCCAGUUUACGCAGCUAGGAAGCCCACGGAAAGAAGUCGUCGAUGCGUCGUUUCGCGACCUCGAAUACCACGACGAGCUGUUGUCUCUGCUCAAGCUGCCACCGCAGCUGGACCGCGACGCGGUCAUGAUUCUACACAUGGGCGGCAUCUUUGGCGACAAGCAGGCCACCCUGGACCGCUUCCGCGAAAACUACAAGAAGCUGCCGCGAGGUGUCCAGAACCGUCUGGUGCUUGAAAACGACGACGUGGGGUGGAGCGUGCACGACCUGCUGCCCGUCUGCGAGGAGCUCAACAUUCCGCUCGUGCUCGACUACCACCACCACAACAUCAUUUUUGACGACGCGAGCCUCCGCGAAGGCACGCGCGACAUCAUCGACCUGUACCCGCGCAUCACGGCGACGUGGACGCGAAAGAGCAUCAAGCAAAAGAUGCACUACAGCGAGCCGACGGCCGCCGCCGUCACGCCGCGCGAGCGCCGCAAGCACUCGGCGCGCGUCAAGGUGCUGCCGCCGUGCGCGCGCGACAUGGACCUCAUGAUUGAGGCCAAGGACAAGGAGCAGGCUGUAUUUGAGCUCAUGCGCACGUACAAGCUGCCGGGGUGGGACCUGGCGAAUGACGUGGUUCCGUAUGAGCGCGACGACGACGAGCCGCGGGCUGCGAAAAAGGCGGCGGCGAGAAAGGCAAAGAGGGAGAUGAAUGGGGAUGGCGGAGAUGUGGAGGAGGAGGUCGUUGUGAGCGCAGAGGAUUUUGGCAUGGGAGGGCCUGAGAAUCGCGUGUACUGGCCGGAGGGGAUGGAGGAGUGGCUGAAGCCGGUGAAGAGGGGCAGCAAGAAAGAGGCAAAGGCGGAGGAGAAGUCGGAUGUGGAAGAAGAUGAAUCUAACUAA